Molecule: messenger RNA, 921 nt
Organism: Ceutorhynchus assimilis (cabbage seed weevil)
Lineage: Eukaryota; Metazoa; Arthropoda; Insecta; Coleoptera; Curculionidae
Source: the annotation of a GenBank genome assembly
AUGAGUGAAGACACUAGUUUGAAGCGAAAAUUAAUAGAAGCAACUGAUUCUGUCAGAAAAAAAUUCAACGCCAUCAAAAACAUUCAAAAAAAUGAAUAUUCAAGUUUGGAAAAAAUGUAUGGACCCGUUCUAGAACCAAUUAAUCUUUUAUCGAAAUCAAUCAAAGCAGAAAUGACGGAUCGAAAACAACAACCAAAUUUCCAGCAAAUAAAAAGUACAAUUAAGCAAGACCCAUCGGAAUUUACGGGUGCCGAGACAAAAUUCUCAAACGUUUCGUUACCUGAAAGCUAUGUUUACGACUUACAUGCAAACCCCACAAAAUACGACACAGUUUACGGUGUUCGUAUUGCUACUGGCAUUGACAAAUAUAACUUAUAUCUCGGACAUUCCGAAAUCAGUUUCGCUUCUGGAAAUAUCAUAUUAAGAAAAAAUAAUAAAAAUAUUGGCGUUUUCGAAGGAAAUGAUGAUUUAUACAAUCUACUUUUUCUUAAGGAUCCUCCACAGCUCAAAUAUAUGGAGGACAUAUCUCUCGAAAAUUUGAAGCGAUACACGCAGAUGUUAAAACUAACCAGUGCAGCACAUUUAGAUUAUAACCCAAAAAAAGCUUUGCGGUCAACCAGAAGUGAGAAAUUCAUUAAUCUAAUCAAACCUUUGCUCACUAAAUCAGAAGGAAGAAGGCCGCCCCAAUGCAAAAAGGCGGCGGACAGGAGGGCGAAAGCAGAAGAUGUCGCCCGAACAGAGCAGCAGCAAGAAGCAGCAGCAGCAGCAAUAGCAACAGCAGCAGCAACAGCAACAGCAACAGCAGCAGCAACAGCAGCAGCAGAUACAGCAGCAGCAGCAGAAACAGCAGCAGCAACAGCAGCAGCAGCAACAGCAGCAGCAGCAACAGCAGCAACAGCAGCAUUAGCAACCAGAGUCUGA